Messenger RNA from Toxorhynchites rutilus septentrionalis, 1033 nucleotides. RefSeq names its product RNA polymerase-associated protein RTF1 homolog. Lineage: Eukaryota; Metazoa; Arthropoda; Insecta; Diptera; Culicidae. The transcript has 2 exons. The record is from RefSeq and is a predicted model, not a curated record. Bases 296 to 1021 code for a protein of 241 amino acids.
UUGAAAAUAUUGAAUAGAAUUAUAGAUUUUUGAAAUUUAUUAAGUUAAAUAAUUGUUAAAAAUUGAGAGAAACGUGAGUAGAAUGAAAUUGAAGCGAAGUAAAGCGGAAAUAGCAGUUUUAAUAUAAAUUACAAGAAAUACAAAAACAAAGAAGGGAUUGCCAAACGGAGAAACGAAUUUAAAAUAGUAGAAAAUAAGGAAACUAUUCAUUUUUGAACCGUUGAAUAAAAUAGACGAGCUGCGAAAAAGUGGUUCAUAUUUUCUGAAGCAGAAAAUCUCUCGAACAUUCUCAAAAAUGAAUAAACCAGGUUCUAACUUGGAUCAAAACGAGACAGCCUACAACUGCGGAAGCUGUGACAGACCCGACCAUGAUGAGAGUCUGAUGGUUUACUGUGAGAGUUGCGAACGCUGGUUUCAUUUCACCUGCCAACAAGUGACAUCUGAUGUGAAAGAUGAUGACACCUGGGUGUGUACCGAUUGUUCUGCGAGUGGUGGAAAUCCGGAUCCUCCUGAGAUCACUGAUCCCGUUGAUGCAGAGCUAGCUGAGGCAGAAAAGGCCCUUGCCCGAGAGAGGGAGCUUUUCCAGAAACAAUUAAAAAAAAGGAUGGAGCUGGCGAAGAUGAAGCUGAAACUGGAAAAAGAGAAGCGGGAAAUGGAGUGGGAAUUUGAAAAGCAGGAGAUGAAAAUGCGAAUAGCAACAGAAGAAGAAUUUAAUAGAAAACGGCAGAUAGAAAAAGAUUGGAUGCAACGGAAAUUAGACAGUGUGAUUAAUGAACGAUCGGUAAUAGAAGAGAGUUUGAAGAAAAAGAAAGAUAAAACAAAGUCAAAACCCGUAGAUAAGAGUUUGAGACUAACAGGAGCGACAUCAUCAGAGUUUAGCGUUGGGAAACCGAGCAGUUCAACACCCUUAGAAGAUAGAAGAGUGCAGAUUAUUAGAAAGUCAGGACAAACAAAUCUGAAUCAUGAAGAGAAUGAUAGGGAAACACCUCGUCGUCGUAGUGCACGUGAGCGAGAGCGAUAAAGAUUCUGAAAA